This is a messenger RNA of Mercenaria mercenaria, 2529 nucleotides long. Its product is annotated as probable G-protein coupled receptor 139. Gene Ontology annotation, biological process: G protein-coupled receptor signaling pathway. The transcript has 3 exons. The record is from RefSeq and is a predicted model, not a curated record. Lineage: Eukaryota; Metazoa; Mollusca; Bivalvia; Venerida; Veneridae. The coding region runs from base 590 to 1894 and encodes 434 amino acids. Gene Ontology annotation, cellular component: membrane. Gene Ontology annotation, molecular function: G protein-coupled receptor activity.
AUUGCUUGUAGCGCUGUACAUCUUUAAGGCGCCGUGACAAUGUAUCAGAGAAGCCACAGCCGGAGCAGUCUUAAACAAUAGACGAGAUAUGAACAUGUAUCUUAUUAAUGAUAAAAGAGUUUCCGUUGAACGGAUUUUCCUUCCUGAAAAAUAAUUUUGUUGUUGAAAAAAAAGUAAAUCAUUUAUUUGUAGUGACAGUGAAAUUAUUUUAUCAAAUAAAAUGUUUUAGUUGAUACGGAACAAUAUAUUGUUAAUUUAAAUACAAUACAGUGAAAAGCAGGACUGUCGAUUGAUUAAAUAGCAAAAAAAAAGAGAAAAAAAUUAAACAAAUGCACUAGGAGAAAAAAAACUUUGAAAUAAUUUGGGAUUUUGUAAGAAAAAAGGUACCGUAAAAACGUAGUAUUUAAGAAGAAAUACCUUGUCAUUUUUCUAUAUUUGAACGGAAUGCUUAGGGUGUGAGUGAAUAUUAACUUUUAAGUGGACUUUGAAUGAAACAAGGACAAAGUGUGCAUGGAUAACACACAUUUACGGAGGAUAUAAAGCCUUUCCUUUUCGAACUGCAAAAGAUUGACUUCUAACGUAGAAAACCAUGGCUUUACACAAGUUUGAACUACCGUCAGGAGAAGAUUGUUCUCUUAACGUAACAUCUAUUAUGAUCGAGUUGGGAAACAUUAGUGAAAUUGAAAAACAAACGGAGUUAUUUUCAAAGCUAAAACAGGCUUGUAUUUCCGGGAACCAUGAUGAAUGGAAACAGAACCUGUAUCGAGAUUACCCGCAAUAUAUGCUGCCCAAUCGAUUUUUAUCUUUAUAUAUCCCACCUGUUUUAUUGGCCUUGGGUACAAUCGGCAACUUGCUGUCAUUCAUAAUAAUGGCUAAAAGUAUGCUGAAAGUAAGCACGUACAGCUACCUCGCAGUUUUGGCAAUUAUGGAUAUACUAGUCCUCUAUGUAGGACUUUUGCGUAUGUGGGUGGGGCAGUUCUCUGUAGAUGCACAGCAUACGUCGAACUCCAUGUGUAAACUGGUGAGUUUUCUUGGGUACGUGAGUAGUGAUACAUCUGUGUGGCUUAUUGUAGCUGUUACCAUAGAGAGAUUUAUAGCUGUGAAAUUUCCACUCCGGGCCCCGCGCAUGUGCAAUGUGCAUCGAGCCAGACUUGUUAUUAUAUUAAUAGUAACAAUCAUUUGUUGCAUAAACAUGCAUAUUAUCUGGACAGUGGAGCUGCAGUACACAUCAAAUAACAAUACAAAAUGUGAUGCAAGCAUGGAACAUCAGGUUCUCGUAAAAGACGUUUGGCCUUGGGUUGAUGCAGCCAUAUACUCCUUCGUACCUUUCUAUGUUAUCUCUAUUCUCAAUUCGCUCAUUGUUAGACAAGUUCUCUUCGCGAGAAGGCGCCGCUCACAAAUGCAGCAUAUCGAACUUACUUCUAAAUAUAACAGCUUCGUGAACAAGUCUCAGCUUAGAAAAUCAAAUGAAAGCAACAAGAAACUUACUAUAAUGCUUCUGGCUGUUUCUUUUACAUUCCUGCUUACAACAUUGCCAAUGAAUCUGCUGCAAAUUGUAUCCGCUUUCUUUGGUUCAGUUGCGGAUGAUGCCAAACGGUAUGCACAAAUGACACUAGGGCGCACAAUAGUCGAACUGCUGAUGUAUGUGAACCACAGUAUCAAUUUCUUCCUCUACUGUGCUACAGGUCGAAAAUUUAGGCGCCAAGUAAAGAUAAUGGCGUGCCUUUGUUGCAGUGGGAAAAUUGCUAAAUAUUUCAAGCGAGAGAAAAGAAGAGGGACUGCAAGCCCAACGACCAGUUACAGGCUCUCCAGGUUUAACUCAUUCUCAAGUCCACGGUCGAUGAUCAUUGAAAAUGACAAAAGAUUUGUUGUUGGACCUAAUGGAAGAGUAUAAAACUGCUCGAUAAUGAAUAGUCUAGUUUAAAACUGGAGUGUUAACAGAAGAGUAAACGCGCGAUAACAUGAUCACGUUCUGUUAACAUACUCAUGCAUACAUAUGCGUUCCAAGGCGGAAUGCAAAGGCAUAUAGACCAUAAAUUGCAUCAUUUAGCGGGUAAUGCAGGAAAUAAUUGCUAAUUGACAUUAUGUUCAUUUAACUUUGUUGUUUUUGUUUUCACGUUUCAUGCCAGGAUAGUGUAAGCACAUGUUUGUUGCCUGUCAUAUCACCAACAGACUUUCUCGGAAUACGUACGUUCCCUCGCGUUAACAAGGCCGGAACAAAAAAAAACAUGCCUACGCUGGAUAAAACGGCAGUUUAGUUAUCUGAGCAAAUUACGGCGUUUUGUAGAAAAUAUUUGACGUGCUUUAUCAAAUCACCCGUGUACACUUGUAAAUAUACAUCAAUGAUUGAAAGCACAAGUUGGACAAUUAUGGUAUUCUUUGAUAAAAGUAUAUUUUGUUUUUGUAUGGAUGUUAAUAUUGUUGCGUUUUGUCAUAAAUAAAUGACAUAUAGUUGUAUGACAAGAAUAUAUGUGCAAGUUAUUUGAAUAAAGACGAGAUUCCGUUAUUGAUAUUAAUGUUGUUACUUAA